Messenger RNA from Mycena citricolor, 3509 nucleotides. The record is from the annotation of a GenBank genome assembly. Lineage: Eukaryota; Fungi; Basidiomycota; Agaricomycetes; Agaricales; Mycenaceae.
AUUUCAGGACACAUCCUGUCUAAUGCUGAAGCGCUCAAGCUUCCGCUCACGCCGCUUACCUCGGAUGCGUCACGGUCAAACGAACCACUACAAUUGCAAAGGCGCCGAAGGCCAGUCCCUUGGCCGCCUGAGUUUCACUGUGAAGCUUCUGCAUACCGCCGCUAUGAACGACCUGUGGAUCUGCAGGUUGUGCCGUCAUGGAACCUAGAACCACAGAAAAUCCUAGAUGAGCGCCAGAGGCCGGUUCUUCCUCGCCCAUCGGAAUAGACCUUCGUCCAAGCACAUGCGUCCAGCUCGCAUGCUCCUUCGAUUGAGCGUGGAUUGGGCUCCCGCCCCGAUUGACCGGACAAGAGACAGGGGCACCACCGAAAGGAAUUGCGGUGUGUGUAAUAACGUCUAGUAUUUUUGACUUUUCGCUUUCACUACUGGCUUAUUUACCCUAACACCUAAACCAUCUAAAGCUUAUCUGGCACUCUCGUUGGCCAUUUUCUCUCUGCCGACAUUUGAAUGGCCAGCAAUAUCAACGUUGGAGAAUAUCAACCAGAUCGCUUCCGGCGUGACCGCCCGCUCUGGCCUGCCGCGAAUUCAACGAGCGCCGAUCUCUCGUGAUCUGCAUGCGCUUGAGCCACGUGUUGAACUGAGCCUGCCAAUCCCGAGAAGAAGCAGACCCAUGAUCCGAAUGGUAGCUUCAGACGAUGAGUUUGUGUGUGCAGAUUAUAAAGGCGCAGCCACGCCUGGAGCGAAACCCUCGUCGCCCACCAUGUUCACCUUUCUUGCAGACAGCCCAGAGUACGAGCACCGCAAGCGGACCCCCUUCUCUCCUCCUGCGGUGACGCUCGCACAAGUCCGUGCUGCGGUUCCGAAGCAUCUGUAUCAGAGGAACACACUCAAAGGAUGUCUAUAUGUGCUGCGGGACGUCUCGAUCGCAGUCGCGAUCUUCAGGUUCGGCUGGGCGAUCGACGCGCGGAUCAUCCCGUUCCUGUGGCAUCUGGGUGUGCCGUGGACUGUGGCCUGUGCCACCAAAUGGCUGCUUUGGACUUGCUACUGGUAUGCUCAGGGAAUCGUGCUCGCAGGCUGGUGGUGUAUCGCACACGAGGCGGGCCAUGGCAAUCUCUCUGAUAUAAAAUGGAUCAAUCACAUCGUCGGGUUUGUUCUGCACAGUUUUCUUCUGACCCCGUUCUAUGCGUGGCGCGCGUCGCACAACGCCCAUCACCGAGCAACCAUGUCUCUGGAGCGCGACGAGAACUACAUCCCUCGAACUCGCCAGGGAUACCAUCUGCCUGAUGAAUCUGUCGCAACGCUGGAUGACUACCAUGACAUCUUUGACGACACGCCGAUAUACACUCUCGCGCGCAUGCUCUUCAUGCAAGUCGUUGGCUGGCCUAUGUAUCUGCUCACCAAUGUCAUGGGGUCGCCAAGACAUCCGCCUGGAACCAACCACUUUAAUCCCUGGUCGUCGAUCUUCAACCCACGGGAAAGAAAUCAUAUCAUUGCUUCAGAUAUUGGCCUUGGCAUAAUGACCUGUUUGCUCUAUGUUUGGUCCCAGCGCGUUGGUCUGUCCUAUUUCACCAAGCUUUACCUGAUACCAUAUCUCUCUGUGAACCACUGGAUUGUGAUGCUCACCUACCUGCAUCACUGCGACCCCACUGUACCGUACUUCCGACGACGCCAGUGGUCCUUUCUACGCGGGGCACUUUCGACUGUCGACCGCCCGUUCCUCGGCUGGGCUGGCCGGUUCUUCCUGCACAAUGUUUCUCAUGACCAUAUCUCUCACCAUCUCUUUUCAAACAUACCCUUUUACAAUCAGCCACUUGUCACGGAACACAUCAAGAAAGUUCUACAGGGCAGUUACAAUUAUGACUCGACGAACUCGUUCCGUGCGCUGUAUCGCACAUUUACCGAGUGCUGCUUCAUCGAAGACGACGGCGACAUCGUGUUUUACCGCAACAAACACGGCCAAAUCGCACGCAGUCUGGCUGAUGGGGCGUUGGAUCAUCCAACGCAUUGAGCAGUGCAUCGAUCGGCGCGAUCUUCCAGGAUGCCGCCACUGAUAUAUCGACGCUGGGAGGGUACAGCGCCAACGAUGCCAUGGCGAGGUAGGUGUGAUAAGGGUCUGAUUGAGGGAGGCAUGUCAGCCAUUGCCAGUAAACAUCCAAAACGAAUGAAUCCAACCUGGGGUCUCCCCCGGAAAUUUGCAUAUGCCACCAAACUUGAAUUGACAGCUGGCGAUGAAUGAUGCGUGUGAUUCGGCAUCGACCAGGUCUGAUGCUCCUAGAAGCUGCAGAUGGCAUGGGGCGUAAGUCUCGGGAGCAGUCCUUGCAGAGCCUGAAUGAACCUUCAAUCCUGCCCCGCACCAGAAACUAUAGCAUGCGUCGGCUGUUUUGCCUGUGCGCCCUCGGAAGCCCCCGCUGUCCUCUUGAUUGUGGACGAGCCAGUGGAUGCUCCGGUGGCGCUCUGACGACGUCAACGGGGAUCCGGUGUCUCGAGUAGCUAGAUGGAGAGAUGCCAGUGCUAUGUAUGUCGGCCCGCCUGCGUAUGGCCGCAAUCAACUGCUGUAUAUAGAGCUCUAGCAGCGCGCACGAACCCGAAGCUUCACAGAAAGGAUCCUGACCAUAACCGCCUUCGUAUGUCUGCAAGCCAGUCACACUACGUGAGGACAGGCAUCCAGAAUCGGGAACUACGCUGCCUCACCCUGCAUCGGGAGAUGUACUCCAGACUGCGCGCGACGUCAAUUCCGCUCCAAUCGCCGAGCAUGUCACAAAUGGCAAAGGCACAGUACAGGCUUCGCAGGUCACAUUCGUUGCUGCCGGGUGUAAUUGCGAAACUGCCAUCCGCCCUUUGGCACGAGCGGACGAACGUGACCAGGCCGGGCCUAUCCAAUUGCGCGAAAUCGUCGCGAAGUAUCGCGAGCGUCAGGAUGGCAGUAUAGGACAUCACGAGAUGCGGUCCGUUGUGCGCGUCGUAAGGUUCCUAUCAACGUCUGUUCGACAGCACGUCCUGGCUUGGCAGCUCGGGAGGGCUUGCUUACAGCUUGCGCGGCAUACGGAGUGACGAACGGACUGGGCCGGAAUCCGGAUCCAACUGGUCCGUCUUGGCCGAGACUUCAGAUCGCAGCGGGCAUUGGGUAAGAGAAUGGAUCGCACGAAUCUGCUGUUCCCAUAUCCACUCCUUCCACAACCUACGGUCAGUCGGUGUCGUUUUUUUCUCCAACAGACCCAGGAGAUCGAGCGCCCCGAUGCAGUAAAAACCUACGGCCAUACUGCAUUUCAAUGAGAUGUGGUUAGUCCUGGAAAAAGAGGGGUACAUGCCGGGAUGCAUCGUACUCGACAUGCGAGCCUGGAAGGCCGGUGAGGCAGCGGUUGACGUGCCCUGCGUGGAAUGCUUUGGAGAGUUCCGGCAGCAAUUUCGACAUAUGUGUGGGAAAGCGAUCAAAAUGAAUCCUUCGAGUAAAAGAGACUGGAGACAGGCAAGCGAUCGCGCUCAAUCGUGGUUGUCAAAAUGAAGCAGUG